Messenger RNA from Linderina pennispora, 1353 nucleotides. Its product is annotated as 3-oxoacid CoA transferase 1. The record is from RefSeq and is a predicted model, not a curated record. Gene Ontology annotation, molecular function: CoA-transferase activity. The transcript is spliced from 5 exons. NCBI's taxonomy places the organism in Eukaryota, Fungi, Kickxellomycota, Kickxellomycetes, Kickxellales, Kickxellaceae. Gene Ontology annotation, biological process: ketone body catabolic process. Bases 1 to 1353 code for a protein of 450 amino acids.
AUGACGCAGCAGAGCAUCAGUCUUUUGCGCAGACACUUCAGCAAACUCUAUCCGUCGGCAGCCAAGGCCAUCGAGGACAUUCCGUCGGGCAGCACACGGCUCAUCGAGGCGGUGCGCGACAACUCGAACAUCAAGGAUCUGACUGCUGUGUCCAACAAUGCCGGAGUCGAUGGUGUUGGUCUGGGCCAGCUGCUAAAGACACGCCAGGUCAAGCGCAUGGUGUCGAGCUAUGUUGGCGAGAACAAGGAGUUUGCGCGCCAGUACCUCAGCGGUGAGCUGGAGCUGGAGCUUGUUCCCCAGGGAACUCUGGCCGAGAAGCUGCAGGCAGGCGGCGCUGGCGUACCCGCGUUCUACACAGCAACCGGGUUUGGCACAGCGGUUCAGCUCGGCGGCACGCCGAUCAAGUAUGGCAAGGACGGCUCGGUCGAGAUCGCUGCGCCUGCACGUGAGGAGAGCAUCCGCGGCGAUUUUGCGCUGGUCAAGGCGUGGAAGGCUGACGAGAUGGGCAACCUGGUGUUCCGCGAGUCAGCCAACAACUUCAACGCGCCGAUGGCCACUGCCGGCAAGAUUACGAUCGCUGAGGUCGAGGAGAUUGUGCCGACUGGCGCGCUUGAUCCCAACCAGAUCCACGUUCCGGGUAUCCAUGUGCACCGCAUCAUCAAGGCCGGCGACUACGAGAAGAAGGUCGAGAAAAUGACUGUGCGCAAGGAGAACGAGACCGAGGACGAUCUGCCGGAUGCCAUGAAGCGCCGCAUUCGCAUCAUUAAGCGGGCUGCCAAGGAGUUCAAGGACGGCAUGUACGCCAACCUCGGUAUUGGCAUGCCUAUGCUGGCUAGCAACUACAUCGAGCCCGGAAUCGAGGUGCAUCUGCAGAGCGAGAACGGAAUCCUUGGCCUGGGCCCGUUCCCGACCCAGGACAAGGUUGACCCGGAUCUUAUUAACGCGGGCAAAGAGACUGUGACGAUUCUGCCUGGCGGGUCGUUCUUCUCGAGCGCAACCUCGUUCGGCAUGGUGUCGAGCUCGGGCGAUCUGGCAAACUGGAUCAUCCCUGGCAAAAUGGUCAAGGGCAUGGGCGGCGCCAUGGAUCUCGUCUCGGCUGCCGACACCAAGGUUGUAGUCACAAUGGACCACUGUGCCAAGGACGGCACGCCCAAGAUUCUGGACCAGUGCACGCUGCCACUGACUGGCGUUGCGUGCGUGAGCCGCAUCAUCACUGAUAAGUGUGUGUUUGACGUUGUCAAGGGUAAGGGUCUUGUUCUGCGCGAGCUCGCGUUUGGUGUCACCGUCGACGAUGUGCGGAGUGCCACUGGCUGCUCCUUUGAGGUUGCCGCCGAUAUCGCCGAGACCUACUGA